AGCGCGAGCUGAAAGGGUGCCGAGAAGCAAACGAACAGAGUGGGUUUCGCGUACCUCUGGACGAGGGGAAGUAGAUGGCCGCUACCACGUACAUGCCGAUUGGUAGCGCAGUGUCGACCGACCUGGAUGUUGGUUCGGGAAACGCGAUCGGGAUGAACAUCGCCGUGGGUGGCUACUCCUCGAGCUCGCCUCGCAGCGCCGCCGACGCCGGGGAGAUGAAGUACAUGCCGGCGCCGCAACAUCAUCACCAUCAUCAUCAUCAUCACCAGGUGUCGUCGUCGCCGUCCCCGAAUGGGUUGUCGCAUCCGACGGCGAGCCUCUCGUCGGCGAAUCCCUGGGUGAGCCUGCAACCUAGCAGCGACCACUGGGCGUCCUCGAUGGGUAUGCACCAUCAUCCGCACCAUCAUCCGCACCAGGGGAACACAGCCGGUUUGGAUGUGAAACCGUUGACAGCGGCGGCGGCGACCGCCGCUGCGGCCGCGGCCGCGGCAAACGACCAGUCGAUGCACGCACAUCGCGGCGGUCCUCAUCAAUCGCCGGGAAUGGCCUCGCCGCAUCCUUGGCACGCGCCUGUCGUACCGUCGGCCCAUUACAAUCAGAGCGGUGGAGCGGCCUCGCCCACCACCCUUCAACAGUAUCAUGCCGCGAUGAACGGUAUGCUACACCCGCACCCGCAUCAACAUCAUCCUCAGCUGCACAAUCACCAGACCGGACUCCAUCCGAACCUAAGGGAUCCGGGCUCGCCGGUCGGUCACGCGUUGCACCCGGGUCACGCGCACGACCGGGACCACAGCGCCGGCGAGGACGAGACGCCGACCUCGGACGACCUCGAGGCGUUCGCGAAACAGUUCAAGCAACGUCGUAUCAAGCUCGGUUUUACCCAGGCGGACGUCGGUCUAGCGCUCGGUACACUCUACGGUAACGUUUUCUCGCAGACGACGAUAUGCAGGUUCGAGGCUCUUCAGCUGAGCUUCAAGAACAUGUGCAAGCUGAAGCCGCUGCUGCAGAAGUGGUUAGAGGAGGCGGACUCGACGACCGGCUCGCCGACGAGCAUCGACAAGAUCGCCGCCCAGGGAAGGAAACGGAAGAAGCGCACCUCGAUCGAGGUGUCCGUGAAAGGCGCCCUCGAGCAACACUUUCACAAACAGCCGAAACCAUCCGCCCAGGAGAUCACCUCGCUGGCGGACAGUCUGCAGCUCGAGAAAGAGGUGGUCAGGGUGUGGUUCUGCAACCGACGGCAAAAGGAGAAGAGGAUGACGCCGCCGAACACGCUCGGCGACGGUAUCAUGGAGGGAAUGCCGCCGGGACACCAGGGACAACCGGGUCUUCAUCAGGGUUACCAUCCGCAAGAUCACCUUCAUGGAUCGCCUAUGGGACACAGCCAUAGUCCGCCGAUGCUCAGUCCUCAGGGUCUCACGGCCCACUCGUUGGCGGCUCACUAGCGUUCGCCCGGGCCUCCCCCGUUGGGCCUCUCGAUAACCUCACAAAAC
This is a messenger RNA of Dufourea novaeangliae, 1490 nucleotides long. RefSeq names its product POU domain protein CF1A (gene vvl). The record is from RefSeq and is a predicted model, not a curated record. Gene Ontology annotation, molecular function: RNA polymerase II cis-regulatory region sequence-specific DNA binding; DNA-binding transcription factor activity, RNA polymerase II-specific. Gene Ontology annotation, biological process: regulation of transcription by RNA polymerase II; brain development. The coding region runs from base 75 to 1442 and encodes 455 amino acids. Gene Ontology annotation, cellular component: nucleus. The transcript has a single exon. NCBI's taxonomy places the organism in Eukaryota, Metazoa, Arthropoda, Insecta, Hymenoptera, Halictidae.